Cutaneotrichosporon cavernicola is the source of this 234-nucleotide messenger RNA. RefSeq lists its product as uncharacterized. Gene Ontology annotation, cellular component: mitochondrion. The record is from RefSeq and is a predicted model, not a curated record. The transcript is spliced from 3 exons. Lineage: Eukaryota; Fungi; Basidiomycota; Tremellomycetes; Trichosporonales; Trichosporonaceae. The coding region runs from base 1 to 234 and encodes 77 amino acids.
AUGGCCGCGUCGACCACCGCCUCCGAGACCGAGAUGAAGGCGAACCGCCUCCCCCUGGGCUGGCGUGACCAGUGCUCUUCCCUCCUCAUCCCCCUGAACAUCUGCCGCCACAAGAACGACUACCUGACAUGGAAGUGCGAUGACGAGAGGCACAGCUACGAGAAGUGCCAGUACGACGACUACGUGCGCCGCAUGAAGGAUCUCGUCAAGCAGAAGCGCGAGGCAGACGAGUAG